GAAACAACAAGCAAGUUGGGCAAGGCAGCGGAUUAGAUGAAGGACCAAGCACGUGGACAAAAAGAUGGACAUAGCACAGCCACGCUACAUCCAGCUCUUUUACCUUCGACCACUCACCCGCUAUGGGACUGUUGCGCCUCUCCGUAACGGUGUUCCCCAGCUGCACGUCUCCCAACGACGCUUCACACCGCUCUUCAAUGACGUCCUCUUCUUCACCCCCUGACCAUCCAACGCGUCCGUACCAGGAAUCGCCCCAUUCAUCACCAUCGCUCGCGUCGUCCCCGCUGUCCUCCUCCUCGUCCUCCUCCGAUUCCUCUUCGUCGCGAAAAAGAAAGAGCCUAGAAGCCGCCAGUGACAUUCCUCGUGACCAAAAGCGCGCCAGGUCUGUGAAACCCAAGCACAAGCCUCGCAAGCGCGCCUCGCCUGACUCAGAUGACGACUGGGGGUCAAACAGCGGUGACGCCCUCUCCCUGCCGCCCAUUUAUCGGUCUCGCUCGACGUCUUCUGUGCAGUGUACAGCCGAAAAGACGCGCAACUGCACCAUUAAGGCUGAUGGAGACCCGGCGAAGACAUCCCACGUAUCGUCCUUGAAUGCCGUGAAGGAUCUUAUGCGGACAUAUAAAGCUUAUUUUUCAAAUCCCCAAGACCCGGAGGACUACUCUUGGAAGCCACAUCCUAUUCACCCACCCACUGGCGAACUUGAAUACCCAAACAACGACGCCUGUGAAGAAUUUAUUCUCCUUGAGCCCAAAGACAAGGACCAUUACAAUCCAAUCAUGGAUCUCGAGAGGUCGUUAUACACCAUUGUUGACUGCUACAUGUCACCAGCACAGCAGGCCAUAUUUGGCACUCUGCCUUCCGAUUAUUAUUCUGAUACCCACUCUAAACGACCGCCGCCUCCGCCGACGCCAUACCCUGAAGGCCCGUACGGGAAUCUUCUCCGAUUUCUACAACGUGCGAUGCACAUACGAGACGGACCUCUCUUCUCUACCACUCUCCAUAAAAUCAACUGUCUAAUCCGUGAGCUCAAAUACCCAAGUCUGUUGCGCCCUAAUCUACUGGGUGAUGUUUUCCUCCCUACGCCUUCCAACGAGCUCAAAACCGCCGUUUCCUCAUGGUCCAACGUCCCGAAAAAUGUCUUGCUUCGUGUAGUCGAAGAAAAUUAUCAGCGUAGCGUUGGUCCACAUGUGCAAAGCCUCAAACAAUACGAGGCUUUCUCAAGCACCGUCUAUGGCGAAUUGAUGCCCGGUCUCGUGUACGACAUCCUUGCAAAUACAAAUCUGGACCAAAACUCGCUCUUCAUUGAUCUUGGAAGUGGAGUGGGGAACAUUCUUGUCCAGGCCAGCCUUCAGACAGGGUGCCGGAGUUAUGGGAUAGAGCUUAUGCCCGCACCCGCAGGCGUCGCAAGGAACAUGGUCCAGCAUUUCGCGACCCGAUGUCGAAUGUGGGGCGUGUCGUUAGGUGACAUAGAGGUGGAAGAGGGUGACAUGCUUGAGAGUCCGCGGGUAGAUGAGUUGUUGAAGGAAGCUGAUGUUGUGCUGGUCGACAACAAGGUCUUUGACGAACGGCUAAACGAGGCCAUCCGGGCCAAGUUCCUUGAUUUGAAGGAAGGUGCCAUUGUCGUCAGCUUGAAGCCGUUCGUGAAUGCUGUUAAUGCAAGGGUUACCGAGAGGAAUGUGGAUGACAUGAGCGCCAUCUUUGAUGUGCAGGAGAAGCUGUAUCGGAGUGGUGACGUGAGUUGGGGGCCUGGGGGAGGGAGUUAUUACGUUCAUCGUGUCGACCGGACGGGAUACGCAGAUGUGCGUUCACGUUUCGAGAGCUCGAGGAUUUCUGUGGGGAGACGAUCAAGGACUUCACGGUGAUGAUACAGUGUUAUUCAUCAUCUAUUUUUAUGUUUGUAUUUCCAGUGUUGUUUUACAUACUACGCCUAUUUCUAAUAUCGUCUAGUGACGUAGAGAUUAGCUGUUUUUUUCUUCCACUAAGAACCAUUCUCGACUUAUAUUAUUUAUAUUAACUGUCAUUGGUAACUAUCGAAAGUUCUGGCUGGUUGGAAACGAAACGAUCACAAGUAAAU
Guyanagaster necrorhizus is the source of this 2074-nucleotide messenger RNA. RefSeq names its product DOT1-domain-containing protein. The transcript has 2 exons. The record is from RefSeq and is a predicted model, not a curated record. NCBI's taxonomy places the organism in Eukaryota, Fungi, Basidiomycota, Agaricomycetes, Agaricales, Physalacriaceae. Gene Ontology annotation, cellular component: nucleus. Gene Ontology annotation, biological process: DNA damage checkpoint signaling; regulation of transcription regulatory region DNA binding; DNA repair. Bases 123 to 1862 code for a protein of 579 amino acids. Gene Ontology annotation, molecular function: histone H3K79 methyltransferase activity.